Solanum pennellii is the source of this 780-nucleotide messenger RNA. RefSeq lists its product as uncharacterized. The transcript has 2 exons. Bases 1 to 780 code for a protein of 259 amino acids. Lineage: Eukaryota; Viridiplantae; Streptophyta; Magnoliopsida; Solanales; Solanaceae. The record is from RefSeq and is a predicted model, not a curated record.
AUGGAGGAACAAAGGAACAAACAACUUCAAAUAGUUCAAUUCCCUCAUGUACCCCAGGUUCCAAUAAUAACAACAUCAGAGAGUACAACUAGGUACGUCCCCCCUUUGGCAAUAGAUCAAGAUCAUAGAGAAAAUGGUGCAAAUUGUAAUCGACAAGACUAUAACAUGCUGAACUCAAGUGUACCGAAUUAUGCUAAUCAUUUGCAAUGGCAUGGACAAGGAGUAGAAACUCAAGGAAUUACUAAUAAUGGUUCUAAUUUGAUCAAUAUUGGUUUUGGCAACGAUAUGUUUGGAUAUGGUAAUUUACCAUAUCGACCAAUCGAACAAAUUCGAAAUGGUUAUAUCCCAAUGGUUCAUCGUCAAGCUACUUACAAUAACGGUGGACAUGUUCAAUUACAUGAACAAAGAUUUCCAUACAACAGUGUUGAUUUGGGGGUUGAAAGAAGAAGAAAGGACCAAAGUGAUCAAUUUGUGCAUCCAAAUUUUAAUGGUAGACAUGUACGAGGAAGGGGAAUUGGGUCAAUUGGCCCAAUGAUUAGACAUAGUCCAAUUAUAUCAAAUUGUAGUUCUGGUUCUACUGUUGACUCGAUUAUUGUUAAUGCUGUGAGGACAAUGGCGAAUCAUAGUGUUAAUGGAAGACAUGUCGAAGAUGGAAGAAAUCAAAGAGCACAAGGUUUUGCAACAGUUCUUCAAGACUUCACUAACUAUAACCACAAUGAUUUACCAGGUGAACAUAAGCAACGAGAUAUGGAUAAUAGAGAUCAUUCAACCUCCAAAUAG